AUGGAUGAAACAAUUUUGGUUGGUGAUGAUUUAAUGACGGGUCCUCCAUCGCCUGUAGUACCACCGGAAAUAGCCUCCCAUGUACUCCAAGGUGUUAAUUUGUGUGAUGGAAUUCUCAGGAAUCUGUUUCUGUGCUUGCAAAUCAAUGACAUUGAACCAUUUUGUCAAGAAGAAAUUGCUUUAUAUAAAGAAUGUGCUGAACGCAGGGAUAAGGAGAUACGGAAACGACUUCAAGAUAGUGAGUUCAAAUUGGGUUCAUCAAUGCCUCUAGAUGAAGCCAAGGGGAGGGCCUCUCAGCUUGAAGCAGAAGUUACAUCAUUGGAGAGGCGCCUAAUUCUUGCUAGUGGAGUCGAGGGCAUUGAAGGUUUCCGCCAAAGAUGGAGCUUACAUGGCCGCCUUACUGAUUCCAAAAAUAGGUUGCAGUCCUUAAAGCAUGGAAUAGAUAGCAGAAAAAAGGGAUGA
Messenger RNA from Sphenostylis stenocarpa, 462 nucleotides. The record is from the annotation of a GenBank genome assembly. Lineage: Eukaryota; Viridiplantae; Streptophyta; Magnoliopsida; Fabales; Fabaceae.